AUGCAUAGUCAGACGCCAACUGCAAUGCCUGUUUUGGCUUGAUGUUCCUUUGAGCUCCAGCCAAUAUCCCAUGGCUGUUGUCAUUGGCGGAGCUUGUCAAUGAGCUCGCAUGGCUUGUGCUGGCCAGAUAUGGCUCAUUAGUUUUCCACCGGGAGCAGGUCUCUAAGCUUGGUUGCUCCGUUGAGGUUGAGUAGCUUAUAUAACGCCUUCUAUAUGGCUCGGCAUCUUGAAAUAAUCACACACACUAAGCAUGCAUUUUGAUUUUUUUUUGUUUCUGCGAGAAAAAGGAUUUACUGCUAUCGUCAUGCAUAAGCAUGCUAAUGCCGUUAGCGGCAAAAUAAUAGAAUGACGAGCCAGAUGGAAGAAGCAACUAACCAUUAGUUGGCACAAGCAACUCCCUCUGAAAACUAACCAUUAGUUGGCCGAGCUGAGCUGAGAUCUCCCCAAUGCAGAUUGCGAACUCCAACAAGUGCUCCAUUCUCCCUCUCCUUCCCCCCUCGGCUACCAACUCCGUCACCGGACUGAUCUCUCACUCGCAGAGAAUGUCCACUCCCGCUGGCCGCGGUGGCCGAGCCCGAGCGCCAGCUCAAAAGGUGCAGUUCCGGCGGAGCCGGGAGAAGGCUGCGCUACCUUCACUGUCCGAUUCUUCUGACUCCGAUACCGACGAUCGCGACAGAGAAGGCCACAACAAGUUCGAUCCUGUCAUCACUAACCCAGCUUUCGAUGAGUAUUACAAGGAGCAAGAGAUAGUGUCACCCGAAGAAUGGGACACUUUUAUCGAAGUCCUUCGGACGCCGUUGCCUGCUGCUUUUAGAGUGAGUCCUAGUAGCCAAUUCUGUGUGGAGAUCCUUUCACAGUUGGAAAAUGACUUCAGGAAAUCCAUCCGACCAGAGCACUCUGACGAUAAUGACACUGAGGCUAUUACACCAUUGCCCUGGUAUCCUGACAAUCUAGCAUGGCAAUUUAAUUAUUCUCGGAGGCAGCUUAGGAAGGACCAUAGUCUUGAAAGGUUUCAUGAGUUCUUGAAGCUAGAAAAUGAAAUUGGAAACAUCACAAGACAGGAGGCAGUCAGCAUGGUACCUCCACUCUUACUGGAUGUACAUCCAGAACAUUUGGUUUUAGAUAUGUGUGCGGCACCUGGUUCAAAAACAUAUCAAUUGCUUGAGAUCAUGCACCAUUCAAACCGGGAAGGAUCUUUGCCUGAUGGGCUGAUUGUGGCAAAUGAUCUUGUAGCCCAAAGAUGCGACCACCUCAUUCACAAGAUGAAAAGAAUGAAUACUGCAAACUUGGUAGUCACCAACCAUGAAGCUCAAUGUUUCCCUGGGGGCUUCCUCAGCGAGACUAAUGCUUCUCAAAUAGCUGCUGAAACAGAGAUGCAUCCUCAUCAGCUUCUCUUUGAUCGUAUCUUAUGUGAUGUCCCAUGCAGUGGAGAUGGUAACCUUCGGAAAGCUCCAAAUUUAUGGAGGAGGUGGAAUGCAGGGAUGGGAAAUGGGCUCCACAGCGUACAGCUUCAGAUAGCUAUGCGAGGAAUUACAUUGCUUAACAUUGGUGGACGGAUGGUUUACUCCACUUGUUCAAUGAAUCCAGUUGAGAAUGAGGCUGUGGUAUCCGAGAUUCUGCGAAGGUGUGAAGAUUCUGUUGAGCUUGUUGACGUUUCCACUGAGCUUCCUAAACUUAUUCGUCAUCCAGGUCUUAGGAAAUGGAAGAUACGUCAUAAAAAUUGCUGGUUUUCUACCUUCAAUGAAGUCCCAGACUAUUGCCGGGGUGGGAUAGUUCGCAGUAUGUUCCCUCCUGAUAGAAGUCACAGGAACUCUGUCGGCGAUCAUACCUCAGAAUUCGGAGAGAAGUUCAACAGCAAUGAUUCCAUAGAUCCUCAAACGGCAGUGCAGCGAGUUCACCUAACAGUUAAUUACAAUGAUUCUGUUAACAGAAUUUCCAACUUCCCUUUAGAACGUUGCAUUAGAAUAUUGCCUCAUGAUCAGAACGGUGGAGCCUUCUUCAUUGCAGUAUUCAACAAACUAGCUCCCUUACCAGCCAUUCGUAAGCGAACUAUUAGUGAACAAGAUUCUUUGCCCUCUCUACAAGAUCAACUAGGGAACCUUGUCGAAUAUAUGGAGGUUUUGGAGGUUAGCUCGUCAAACGUCCAAAAUAAUGCAGGAGGAAAUGCGCAUACCAAACACAAGUGGAAGGGCAUUGACCCAGUUGUAUUCUUGAAGGAUGAAUCCAUCAUUGACAACAUCAAGUCAUUCUAUGGGAUCAGUGAUUCGUUCCCUCUGAGGGGUCAUCUUGUGACGAGAAACAGUGAUUCUAACUGUGGAAAGAGAGUUUACUAUAUCUCCAAACAAGUUAAAGAUCUUCUGGAGCUGAACAUUCGAGCUGGGCAGCAACUUAAGAUUCCUUACGUCGGCCUGAUGAUGUUUGAGCGAAAAAGAUCGAAAGAAGGCACUUUGACAUGUCCAUUUAGGAUAUCAUCUGAGGGGCUGCCUUUGAUUCUUCCAUACAUCACGAAGCAAAUCCUAUAUGCAUCUGAUGUAGACUUCAGGCUUCUUUUGCAGCACAAGUCCAUCAGAUUUGCAAAUUUUCUAGAUCGCGAGUUCGGUGAGAAGGCAUGGAAGCUUAUUCCCGGGGGUUGUGUAGUUGUUUUAAGUAAAGGUGAUGAAGCGGUAAAGGCUUGCACUCGAGCAGGUGACUCAACCAUAGCAAUCGGGUGCUGGAAGGGAAAGACUUGCGUGAAUGUGAUGGUUAGCCCACUUGACUGUCAAGAACUGCUUCAUCGGCUUUUCCCAGGAGAAGAAAACCUCUACCCCCCAGUGCAAGGAAGCAAACCUUCGAUCAGCUCAGAUGAUCUCAGAGAUGGUGAUAGUAUCAGGACCACAGUAGGUUGCUGAUCUAUAUGUUACAAGAUUUUCAUUUUUAGGUUGUGCGAGUGAAGUGUACCAUUCGAUUCGAUAAUGCUUCGAAUGGACCCUCUUGACACGAAGGCAGCCAUUUUUUCUCAUUGCUCUCAUAUAUGCAGGUGGAAAUUUUGUUCUAAAAAGUGGGACCAUUGGUUCUAUCAUCAAUUUUGAAGGGGGGAAUUUGGUCGGAGUGGUCCUGAUCCAUCCAAUAAUGGUACAAAAUCGAUACAAAUCAUCGGAUCCCAAUUAUGGGGGAUGUGAAUCUGAAUUUACAAAUAA
This is a messenger RNA of Punica granatum (pomegranate), 3176 nucleotides long. The record is from RefSeq and is a predicted model, not a curated record. Lineage: Eukaryota; Viridiplantae; Streptophyta; Magnoliopsida; Myrtales; Lythraceae.